GUGACCCCGAGAAGUGACGUAAGAGGAAGAAGUCGCCAUUAGAGGGAGGCGGAUAGAUAGACGGUUCCCAGAGUCCUUGGCCUGUCACUAGCGCUCUGUCACCCCUCCCCCCCUUCCCCGUACCGGCCUCGGGAGCCCGGAGCUGCGUGUGGGCCUAGAUUGCGGCCUGGGUUCCCAGCUCCAGCAGUCUCCAUGGCGGCAGGAGGAGGAGGAGCGGCGGCGGCCGGGGCUAGCAGGACCUACUCGUUCAAGGUGGUGCUGCUCGGGGAGGGCUGUGUGGGCAAGACCUCGCUGGUCCUCCGCUACUGCGAGAACAAGUUCAACGACAAGCACAUCACUACCCUACAGGCAUCAUUUUUAACAAAGAAAUUAAACAUUGGUGGAAAAAGAGUGAAUCUUGCAAUAUGGGAUACUGCAGGGCAAGAAAGAUUCCAUGCGCUCGGUCCCAUCUACUACAGAGACUCUAAUGGAGCUAUUUUAGUAUAUGACAUUACAGAUGAGGAUUCGUUCCAGAAGGUUAAAAAUUGGGUGAAGGAACUCAGAAAAAUGCUGGGAAAUGAAAUUUGUUUGUGUAUAGUAGGUAACAAAGUAGAUUUGGAAAAAGAGAGGCACGUCUCCAUUCAAGAAGCAGAAACGUAUGCUGAAUCUGUGGGAGCAAAGCACUAUCACACUUCAGCUAAACAGAAUAAAGGAAUUGAAGAACUAUUCCUUGAUCUUUGUAAAAGAAUGAUUGAAACGGCACAAGUAGAUGAACGUGCAAAAGGCAAUGGCCCCAGUCAGUCAGGAGCUGCAAGGAGAGGAGUGCAGAUUGUAGAUGAUGAACCACAGGCACAGAGCGCUGGAGGAUGCUGUUCUGGAUAAUUGUAUAAACUGUGUGCAGAUUCCCCACCCCUGUCAGGAAGAUCGCCAUAUUUCAAGUCACAUAUUCUUUUACUAUUGGAGUAAUAGAAUUUAACAGUAUUUAAAGGGAAAAAAUCCUAUAACAAGGCAGAGACCAAGUGCUAUACUAGUGGAGUUUGUGACCAGAGAAUUGGCGUUUUCUACAGCUGUUAACAGAGCAAUUACCAAUGGCCUUUUUACAUAUGUAUUUUUUUUUUUUUUUCUUUCGUGAAGAAUAAUAUGCAUGUAGAAAAGACCUACUUAAAGCUUCAUUUAUAUUCUUUUUAAAUCUGAUCCUUAUUUAAUAACUUAUGUAAAUUGUUAGAAAGGUAUGCAUUUUUCUGCAGUCCUUUUUUUGUAUUUGGUGGAAAAUUUAAUUGUAUUUCCUCUAAAAUACAAAUUCAUUUUUUUUUUGUUUUAUUGGCAGAUGCCUGUCAUUCUGUUUUUUGCAGGGUUUUGCACAUGUCCUAACUGUCCACUCUGAUUCUACUUCGUCCAUUCUGUAAGCUGAUCUGGUAAAUGUGCACUGUACAUUACAUAUUAAAUAUUUUAUCUGCUUUUUCAUGUGCAGAAAUAUAUCCUAUAAUGUUGUAUGACUUCACAAUUUCAGCCUUUUUUAUUUUUUUAUAUAUCUAGGAAGUUACACACGUACCCAUCGUUUUUGAAUAUUUCAGUCUCUUUUUCAGAAGCAAUCCUUCAGCAAUCUCACACUUAGGCUAGUGACCCAUUUGACUCUCUGAUCACUUUACUUUCCUAUAAAUUGCUCUGAACCUUCUGGCUGCAAUCCAUAUACCACUGCAGACAACAUCAAUUUGUACUGCAAUUCUGCAGAACUCUCUGCAAGUGCAAAAUAAGGCAUUGAACUGUACUGGUUCAUAAAGACCUAGGCCAUCGCAAUUACUAACCCCAAUGUGUUUGUUGUAGAAUAAAUCAUUGUUGGUCGCUUAACAAUGGUAACAUCUACGUCUAGUUCCAAAAUGAAAGUUUAUCUUUAGAACUUAUGUGUAUCUUUAUUUCUCUCUGUUUCACGUUUUGUCCUUUUAGAAGUGGCCAAACUAUUUUGUUCUAUAUACACAUUUGUGAACAUAACAUUCAAUUAUUUGAUGCACUAAGAACAGUUAAACUCUUUUAAAUUUUUUUUUUUUUUUUUUAGGUGAUGGUAUUAACAUUGUGGUUUAUUUAGAAAAACUGUAUAUAUUUCUUGUCUGUGUGAAGGUUUUCCUGCAUUAUAUAUUUGAAGAUGAAACACAUAGGUGUGUCUUUUGUGGUCAAGUGGGAUUUAAAAGAAAUGUUUUAACUUUGGACAUUGCCAUUGUUGAGCGCUAGUAAAAAUGUCUGAUAUAUAUAUAGUUAAAAAUACCAAGUGCUGUUAUGGUACCGAACAUUUGAUAAAUCAUGUUUACAGUUAUGGUUUAACAGUGGGGUACAGAAAAAUCACAAUCUAAAGAUAUUUUGGAUACAGUUAGUUUCCAGAGCCAUUACACCUGUAACGAACAAAGCAGCAGAGGCAAAAUAAAUUCAAUGGUUCUUAUGUUUUAAAACUUUAAUAUUCAGUGAUCUUAUUUAGUGUACCAUAUAUGCUGAAUUUGGCUAACCUCAAAUGAAAAACCGAAUAGGCUGUGAUAUUAGUGCAAUAAUGAGAAUUCUGUAAACUGUUUAAUUUGGCUCUGGUGCACAUAAAUUAAAUUAGAUACAUAUCAAAGAAUGGUUAAAACUGAGGCAUACAUUAAAAAAGUUGACAUAUUAUU
Molecule: messenger RNA, 2627 nt
Organism: Pelobates fuscus (common spadefoot toad)
Lineage: Eukaryota; Metazoa; Chordata; Amphibia; Anura; Pelobatidae
Gene: RAB21
Product: RAB21, member RAS oncogene family
Exons: 7
Coding region: 193-861 (222 amino acids)
Biological process (GO): Rab protein signal transduction
Cellular component (GO): Golgi apparatus; endosome
Molecular function (GO): GTP binding; GTPase activity
Source: RefSeq, a predicted model, not a curated record